AACACCCAGUUUAGUAGAAUUUAAAAAUAAAUAUUAAGUAGAGCUGAUUCCGUACCUGAAGAUAAAUUAACUAAGUAUGCCAUGACAGUCUUGUUAAUAAACACCAAGUAGAUACUACGGCGACCCGAAACCGUAAUGUCUGUAGAACAGACCCCAAAUGAGUUAAAUAUCAUAGGUACAAGUCCAGAGAAAGAACCAAAAAAUCUUACAAUCGAAUGCUAUUUUAACUACCGUAACGUACAAACUAAUAGGUGCAAUGAAUGAUAUGGAAUAUUAUGAAACCGAUCCCCGCCACAGUCACACUGCACAGGUUUCAGGGCCACGGCCUACUAGUCUUACACUCUUACAUGGCGCUCGCUUACCUGCGAUCAUUGAAAUUUAUGUAACGGUGUGGCAUUGCAGCUCUAACAAGUUAUCAACUAAUAACUAAGACCAUUUACUAUCCUUCACACGAUAACACCAUUUAUUAAUCAACGGACUCUAUUACAUACUGUGACAGUGAGAUGCGCCCGCGCCGCGGCGCUACCGUCGUGCGCUUAUCCGACGCCAUUUUCACAGUCAGAGCUUUCCCACAACCAGAUCACCAAGCAUCCCCCGCGGCGGCAGCGUUGCGAGACACGAGUCGUGUCGCGAGCAGCGGUGCCCUUCGCACGUGCUGACACUCCCCGUGGACUGUAACCAACACACAAGAAACCCGACAUUCAGUUAACUUGAACCCAAAACACUAUUUUCCGAUGACACUUAUCCAAACAUCUGCUGAAGAGAAAAUUACCCCGAUGGACAUCCUCGGAAAGCCACAGACUAAAGACGACAGCGGAAAAUCCUUGAGACCCGUCAGAAACAGGAGAUACACACGGAGAAGUUUGGUCGCGGGUCAGAGGCCACAAAAGCGAUUGUUCACGCCAGAAAUCAAGCGAUACCUGAAAGAUUGGCUUGUCCGGCGAAGAGACAAUCCUUAUCCCAACAGAGAAGAAAAGAAACAUCUGGCCCAUGAAACCGGACUUACAUACAUUCAAAUCUGCAACUGGUUUGCAAAUUGGCGACGUAAAUUGAAAAACGUGAACGAAGAUCGCAACCAACAAACAUGGGGUCAUCUUAUACGUACGUACAAUGACCGAGCUCAAGGCAACGUCGAACAAUUCAGUAUUUGCUCCGACGAUAGCAUAUGGAGCGAAUCCGAACACACCAGUCCGCACGACUCUCUGGACAUCGAUCCAGGGUACACCGACAGCCCGGAAGCUCCAGCAGAGUAUCAGAGAGAAGAUUCCGACGCUUCCUCAGGCUCGAAGGAAAAAUACGAAGGUUUGAACAAUAAUACGUACACGGUAGACCACCAAACUGAAACUCGCGAAGAAAACAAAAACAUAACGAGUCCCCUACUACUAAGUAAAUGGUUGGAGAGCGCAGCUCGUUUCCAGCCCAGCGAGACCAACUACUCCUGGUGGGCGGAUGGGAAACGUAGAAAGCCAGAGAAGACGGAGAUUAAGGCACAUCGGAUCGCGCUGAACACCGCGAGACACGACAGGGACGAAGUAGAGGCUGCCGUGGCAUUGACCACACUGGCGAGUGCCACUAGCCGCAUUACAGCUCUCUAAGUCAAGUGUUGCUACAUUUUCAAUCUAUUUUUAUUGCGCCUGUACUCUAUAUUAAAAUUAUCAUGUUAAUUAACUUACUAUAAUGUUAAGUAUGAAUAAUAUUAUCAUGUUUGUUCCCAAUAUGACAAUAUCCAUAAAGUUAUCUUUGUAAGCAACUGUGGAACAAGUCUCUUAGUAGACUGGAUAUUUAAGUACAUUUUAUUUUACUGAUGUAAACAUGUCUACCAAAAAGUAAUCUAUGUAUUUAAGAAUUGAAACAUUUGUGCCUUAGUUUAGUAAAUAAAAUUUACUUACUACAUCCCCAAACAAUGUUGCUCAAGUAUUAUUUAAAUAUAAGGUGUUUUAGUAUGUAAUAAUAAAUCUCUGAUUGUAAUUAUUUGAUCUCCAUUAGUUUA
This is a messenger RNA of Ostrinia furnacalis (Asian corn borer), 1990 nucleotides long. RefSeq names its product homeobox protein Mohawk. The transcript has 5 exons. Gene Ontology annotation, cellular component: nucleus. Bases 735 to 1595 code for a protein of 286 amino acids. Gene Ontology annotation, molecular function: RNA polymerase II cis-regulatory region sequence-specific DNA binding; DNA-binding transcription factor activity, RNA polymerase II-specific. The record is from RefSeq and is a predicted model, not a curated record. Lineage: Eukaryota; Metazoa; Arthropoda; Insecta; Lepidoptera; Crambidae. Gene Ontology annotation, biological process: muscle organ development; cell development; regulation of transcription by RNA polymerase II.